Medicago truncatula (barrel medic) is the source of this 1426-nucleotide messenger RNA. RefSeq lists its product as uncharacterized. Gene Ontology annotation, molecular function: nucleotide binding. The record is from RefSeq and is a predicted model, not a curated record. The coding region runs from base 144 to 1241 and encodes 365 amino acids. Lineage: Eukaryota; Viridiplantae; Streptophyta; Magnoliopsida; Fabales; Fabaceae. The transcript has 2 exons.
AUAUAAUGAUAAACUAAGAAUAUUUUUAAAACCAUUUAUUCAACUAAUCUUCUUUAGAUUAUCAUAAUAGAAAUUAAUCCUUCUUAACAAUGUCACAUAACUCUAAAGAACUCACACAAUAAUCACUAUUUUUCCUUUCAAAGAUGGCUAAUGAAACGGUUGUGCGGUUUGGUAUUCUUGGGUGUGCUCAAAUCUCUAUCAAGUUGUGCAAAGCCAUAAGCAAAGCACAAAAUGCCACACUCAUAGCAAUUGGAAGCCGUUCUCUAGAGAAAGCAACUGCUUUUGCGGCGGAGCAAGGGUUGCCGGAGGUGGUUAGGGUUUACGGGAGCUACGAGGCUGUUUUGGAAGAUAAUGAGGUAGAUGCAGUCUACAUCCCUCUUCCGACAGCCUUGCAUGUGACUUGGGCAGUCAAGGCCGCCGAGAGGGGGAAACAUGUGUUGUUGGAGAAGCCGGUCGCGAUGAAUGUAUCGGAGCUUGAUCGGAUUCUUGAAGCUUGUGAGACUAAUGGAGUGCAGUUUAUGGAUGGUUCAAUGUGGUUGCAUCACCCUAGAACUGCAAAAAUGAAGGAGGCUUUGUGUGAUGAGCAACGUUUUGGUCAACUCAAAUGGAUACAUAGUUGCAUGACUUACAAUCCUGGUCCUGAGUUCCUCAAAAACAGCAUCCGAAUGAAACCAGAUUUAGAUGGUCUUGGUGCUCUUGGUGACAUAGGUUGGUACAGCAUCCAAGCAAUUUUAUGGUCUGUAAACUAUGAGCUUCCGAAAUCAGUUCUAGCAUUCCCAAAAGCCACACUCAAUGAAGACAAUGUAAUAAUAUCAUGUGGUUCUUCAUUACAUUGGGAAGAUGGAAAAUCUGCCACAUUCCAUUGCUCUUUCUUAACAUAUGUAAACUUUGAUGUAACAAUUUUGGGAACAAAAGGGUCGCUUCGUCUUCACGAUUUAACGCUUCCGUUUGAAGAGAGUUUAGGGUUUGGAACAUUUUCGGAGUCGUCCGAGAUUGAUUAUGCAAAGAUUGAACAAGGUAGGUGGUGUCCUAGGGCAAAUGAACAUGUUGUUGAGACAAUGUUUUCUCAAGAUGUUUGGAUGGUUAAGGAGUUUGCUGAUUUGGUUGGUAAAAUUAUGAGGUUGGAAAUGAAACCUGAGAAGACAUGGGAAGUUGUUAGUAGAAAGACUCAAAUUGUGUUGGAUGCUGUGAAGGAGUCUAUUCAAAGAGGUUAUGAAUCUGUUGAAAUUGUGAUGAAUUAGGUUAAAUAAAGUGAGAGAUGAUUUGAAAAUGUGGUUGGAUUGUGAAUUUGUGAUUUUGGAAUUACAUUGUGAUCUUUGAAUUGUGAAAAAUGACAAUAUUAUUUUGAUAAAGUCUUGCAAUUAACUAAUGUUAAAGUUGUAAUGUGAUUUGUGAAUGAUUCUAAAAAUUUGAUGCAGUUUUCUAA